Lingula anatina is the source of this 1011-nucleotide messenger RNA. Its product is annotated as adenosine receptor A3-like. The record is from RefSeq and is a predicted model, not a curated record. Lineage: Eukaryota; Metazoa; Brachiopoda; Lingulata; Lingulida; Lingulidae. Gene Ontology annotation, cellular component: membrane. Gene Ontology annotation, molecular function: G protein-coupled receptor activity. Gene Ontology annotation, biological process: G protein-coupled receptor signaling pathway.
AUGAAUGUGAACAGCGGGUCGAGCCAGGGCUCUCUUACUACUGCCGUGGUGAAUUCUACAUUUGUCCACUCACAUGGAGAUGUCUUAUACUUCGAAACCGAUUGGUACAAAGCCUUUGUUGUAUCUACUUUGUCGGUUUUAAUGUUUCUUAUUUGUUUCGGAAACGGCUACGUGAUAGCCGUCUACUUUUACGUGCGAAAAUUACAAACGAAGGGUAACCUGAUGAUCAUCCACCUCGCAGUGACGGACUUCGUCGCCGGUCUGGCCGUACCAUAUCAUAUAACGACAUUUGUGGACACGUCAUUGUCAGAAAACAUUUACUCGUGUAUACUAAGGUACUCCUUGAAUGUGUUUCCAGGAAUGGCCUCACUGUUGUCAUUGCUGAUGAUAACAGUGCAUCGAUACAAGGCUAUCGUUCACCCGUUACAACACCAAGUCAGUAACUCUCGACGGUUUGCAUGGAUAACUGGAAUUAUGGUGUGGGUGCCAUCGUUUUUAUUUGGGUUCGUCUUACCUUUUAUAUGGCACAAAAACUGGUCCUUCGAAAGUGACAGGGAUUGUGAAUUUUCACUUGUGCUUACAGAGGAGUAUAUUUCAUAUACGUUGGUUCUGCCCUUCUUUCUCAUAGCUAUGAGUAUAUUUUCUCUUUACAUGGGAAUAUUGGUCAUGGUGAAAAUUCGAAACAGGCGCCAAGUUGGUCCAGAUAACGUUGGGCCGUCGGCAACAGAAUUGGCACAACAGCGUGAGAUUAAACUGACAAAGACCAUUGCCCUCAUACUGAUUGGAUUUUUUCUAUGCUGGGCGCCUUUCAUAGUCAUUCUUGCUGUGCAUUCAUUUUCAUAUGCGCCUUAUUCGACUAAUGCCAUUGUCAUGAGAAAUGCCUUCAACUUUUUGGCUGGUGGCAAUUGCGGAUUGAAUCCUAUAUUGUAUGCCAUCCGUUUGCCAGAAUUCCGUGAACCACUGCGAAGAAUUGUUUCAAAAGGCCCACAGUCACGUACUUUGACCAACUAA